Molecule: messenger RNA, 216 nt
Organism: Saxophila tyrrhenica
Lineage: Eukaryota; Fungi; Ascomycota; Dothideomycetes; Mycosphaerellales; Extremaceae
Exons: 1
Coding region: 1-216 (71 amino acids)
Source: RefSeq, a predicted model, not a curated record
AUGGACGUCGUUAAGGCGCACUCGAAGGUACUGCUGGACCGCACGAACGUCAAGAGUGCUGCUUUCCAAGAAGCGCUGAAAGAAGCCCCGGGAGAGUUCGCAACAGAGGUGUUAUGGAUGGUGGUGGAUGACAAGAUGGCAGAGAAGGACGAAAUGUCGACUAAGAUUUCUGAUCUCUCCAGCGAGCUGAAGAGGACUAUGGGUUUGAAGUGGUGA